Dictyostelium discoideum AX4 is the source of this 2511-nucleotide messenger RNA. RefSeq lists its product as hypothetical. The transcript is spliced from 2 exons. NCBI's taxonomy places the organism in Eukaryota, Evosea, Eumycetozoa, Dictyosteliales, Dictyosteliaceae. Gene Ontology annotation, cellular component: nucleolus; nucleus. Bases 1 to 2511 code for a protein of 836 amino acids. Gene Ontology annotation, biological process: rRNA processing. The record is from RefSeq and is a predicted model, not a curated record.
AUGAAAAGUAAUAAAACAAAACAAAAUGGUGGUAAUAAACCAAAUAAUGGUGCAAUUACAGAUAAUCGUUUUAAACAUGCUCAAAAUGAUCCAAAAUUUAAGAUGUACAGAAGAAAAGAUAAGGCAGUUCAACUUGAUAAUAGAUUCGGUGAUUUAAUGAAAUCAAAUAGUUCAUUCACAUCAGAUGCACCAAUUGAUGAAUAUGGUAGAAAGAUUGUAAACAAAAAAAUUGAUAAAUCAAUUAAGAAAACCUAUGUUUUAGAAAAUGAAGAAAAAGAAGAAAAAGAAGAAAAAGAAAAGAAACCAAAAUCAACAACAAAGAAAGAAAUUAAGAAACCAGUUGUUGAAUCAGAAUCAGAGUCAGAAUCAGAAGUUGAAGAAGAGGAAUCAAUUAAUUCAGAUAUUGAAUCAGAAAAAGUUAUUGAAUAUGGUGGAUUUGAAUAUAAUUCAGACACAGAAAGUUCAGAUGCAGAAGAGUUUCAAGGUGAUGAUAUUGAAGAGGAAGAGGAAGAAGAAGAGGAAGUACCAAGAGGUGAUGCAACUAAAAGAUUUGCAGUAUUAAAUUGUGAUUGGGAUAAUAUUACAUCAAAACAAUUAUUUAUAUUAUUGAAUUCAUUUGUACCAUCAUCAGGUGGUGGUCAUAUUGAAAGAAUUACAAUUUAUCCAUCGGAUUUUGGUUUGGAACAAAUGGCACGUGAAAAAUCGUUGGGUCCAAAUAAAGAAAUUUGGGACUCAAGUAAAGCGAUAAUAAACAAUAGUAAUAAUAAUGGCUUAAAAGAGAGUUCAUUAAGUUUUGAUAAACUAGAGGAUGCAGAAUCAUUAGAUGGUAAAGGAUUUAAUUUGGAAAAGUUAAGACAAUAUGAAUUAUCGAAAUUAAGAUACUAUUACGCUGUAGUUGAAUGUAGCUCAAUUCAAACUGCCAAUAAAAUUUAUGAAGAAUGUGAAGGUAUGGAAAUUGAAGAUACAGCAAAUGUUUUAGAUCUUAGAUUCAUUCCAGAUGAUCAAAAAUUCACAAAUACACCAAGAGACACUUGUACAGAGUUACCCGCUUCAACUGAUGAAAAUGGUGGUUUUGGUUUCCAAACUUCAAUUCUUAAAGGUACAGCAGUCGAUUUCACUUGGGAUAUCGAUAAGACUAGAAAGAAGUUAUUAACUAAAAACUUUUCAAAAUUUGAUGCAAGAGAAGAAGAUUUAAGAGCAUAUUUAGCUGAUCCAACUUCAUCUGAAGAAUCAUCUGAAGAAUCAUCUGAUGAUGGUGAUAAUAAUAAUAAUAAUAAUAAAAAUGGAAAACAAACAACUAAAAAUUCAAAACGUUUAGCACUUAGAAAUAAAUAUAAAUCAUUAUUAUUAGAUGGUAUUGAAGAUGAAGAAGAAAAAGAUGAUAUUCAAAUUACAUUUAAUUCAGCUUUCUCUGAUACUUUAAAACAACAAAAACAACAAAAAUCAAAUGAAAGUGAUGAUGAUGAUGAUGAUGACGAUGGUCUUUCAAUUAAAUUUUCAGAUCAAGAAAUUGGUUCAAGUGAUGAAGAAGAUGAAGAAUCUGAUAAAGAAGGUAUAAUUAAUAAAGAAAAUGAUGAUGAUGAAUCAGAUUCUGCUGCUGAUGAUGAAUCAUCUGAAAAUGAAAGUGGUGAUGAUGACGAUGACGAUGAUGAUGAUGAUAAUUUAUUAAAUGGAUCAGAUUCAGAAACACCAGAUUGGGCAAAAGAUUUAAAAUCAGAUUCAGAAGAUGAUACAGUUCAAGAGAUGGUAAUUAAUACAAAUUUAAAUAAUGUUGGUAAAAAAUUAUUAAAAGAAAAAGAAAAGAGAGAGAAUGGUAAUGUUUUUACAGAUUAUUUAGAAAAGAAGAAAGAAAAGAAAUCACAAAAAAAGAGAGAGAGAAGAAUUGAAAUUGAGAAAUUAAUUAAAGAGAAAGAAGAGAAAGAGAAACAACAAAAAAAGAAUAAAUCUAAAGGUAGAGUCACUGAAGAGGAAAAAAAAGAGAAAGCAGAGUUAGAGUUACUUUUAAUGGAUGAUGAUCUCUCAAAGAAUAAAGGUUAUACAAAGAAACAAUUGGAGAGAGAAGCUAAAAUGAAUACAAUCGAUCCAAUUGAAAGAAAGAAAUUGGAAAAGAAAUUGAAAAAGAAAAAUCAAAAAAUGGAUGUCCAAGAUGAUAAACAUUUAAUUGAUCUCCAAGGUUUCAAAAUGAAUACAACUGAUAAUAGAUUUCAUAGCAUGUUCAUUGAUCCAGCUUACGCUAUAGAUCCAACAGACCCUAAAUUCAAAAGAACUACUGGUAUGGUUGAAAUGUUAACCGAAAAGAAAAAUCGUCGUAAAGUUGAAAAAGAAAAAGAAGAAAAAGAAAUUUUAGAAAGAAGAAAUAAAUUAAAAGAUCAAAAUUUAAAUUCAACUACUACUAAUUCUACCACUACAACAACAACAUCAAAAUCAAGUUUAAGUGAAAUGGCACAAAAUAUUAAAAGAAAAGCUGAAGAACAAAAAAAUAAAGAAAAUUCUAAAAAGUUUAAAAAAUAA